This is a messenger RNA of Aspergillus niger, 480 nucleotides long. RefSeq lists its product as uncharacterized. Lineage: Eukaryota; Fungi; Ascomycota; Eurotiomycetes; Eurotiales; Aspergillaceae. The transcript is spliced from 2 exons. Gene Ontology annotation, molecular function: bis(5'-adenosyl)-hexaphosphatase activity; endopolyphosphatase activity; diphosphoinositol-polyphosphate diphosphatase activity. Gene Ontology annotation, cellular component: cytoplasm; nucleus. The record is from RefSeq and is a predicted model, not a curated record. Bases 1 to 480 code for a protein of 159 amino acids. Gene Ontology annotation, biological process: diadenosine hexaphosphate catabolic process; diphosphoinositol polyphosphate metabolic process; adenosine 5'-(hexahydrogen pentaphosphate) catabolic process.
AUGGCGGAUCAUCCUCGCUCUAUGGAGUCCCGGGUGGGACGCAAAAACCAACGGUACGGACCGAAAGGUGAACGACUCGUGGCCGGUGUGGUUCCAUUGUCCGCGGACAAGACGAAGGUGCUUAUGAUCCAGUCCGCGGGGCGAGGCGGUUGGGUGCUUCCUAAAGGCGGUUGGGAGACCGAUGAAGUAAGCGCCCAACAAGCUGCCUGUAGAGAAGCCUGGGAAGAGGGUGGAAUAAUAUGUACGGUGCACAAAGACCUGGGAUUGAUCCCGGAUAUGCGGCCGUCGACGUUAUUGACGUCCACGGCACCGAAAGCAUCAUAUCAAUUCUUCGAGGUCACAGUGGACCGGGAAGAGGACCAGUGGCCCGAGAUGCAUAAGCGGAAGCGUCAAUGGGUCACUUAUGCGCAAGCGGCCGAAUCGCUUGCCAGUCGUCCCGAACUUCUGGAAGCGCUGAAUCGCAGCUCCAUGCGGAGGUAG